AUGACGUCUCCUCCGGACAUAAACAAAGUUCUGAUAGUUGGCAACAACCCGAACGUUCAACUGUACACCUCCAGAUUUCAAGAAAACAAAGACAUAGAAUUGUAUCAUGUCAGCAACUUGAAGUCCAACGUAUUCAAAAUGGAUACAUUUGCAUACGGGACGGCUCAGUACGAAAUUGAUAACCAUUUUACCUCUAUAAGUAAUCUGGUUGAGGCAUUACAGGAACUGACAGGCUCGCCUCAUGCAUUGCAAUUGGACUUGAUUAUUUUGAGUGCUUCGUCUUUGAGGGAAUUGUCAACACUGCCCACCGAACUUGGACAGUUGAUCGGUUCAAACACUAAUAUCUUAAUUGAGAGUACUGGGUUUCUAUCAUUAGAACAAUUCAUUGAAAGUGAUAAAGUGUUUGCCUCAGAGACGUUCAAUGGCAAUGUAUUCAGUAUAUUAACAACAUAUGAUGUACGUGAACUGGGUCCAAACAACUACCAACAAUAUGGGAACUCCAGCGAAUCCCAAACGAUCUUCAUAGGCCAGAAUAGCAAGACAACCAACUACCCUGACGACAUUGCUAGUAGUAUGAACGUUCUAGAAACUAUUUUCCGUUCUGUUUUUGUUAACGAUAAAGUCUCCUCUUGUAAUCACUCACCUGUUGCAUUUCUAUCCGAACAAUGGUCCAUGGCCAUUCCAAAAAUGUGUCUUGACCCCUUAUUAAUUCUCUUUGAGGAAAAGGAAGUUAGCAAGUUCCCACAACAGGUCCUGGCUAAACCUCUCCUCUCCGGUUUGAUCACGGAAGUUCUAACUAUUGCCAAGACUAUGAACAUAAGACUGAAACCGAAAAUGGAAAAUGAAGACCAUAUUUUGGAGGCCUGGAAAUCUAACAAUUCUGGAAAUAAUAUCCCGGGCUUAUUAUACCACUUCAUCGAAGAGGGUCCGUCACUGGAUUUGGAUCUUUUGUUGCUACAGCCCAUCCUAUUGGCUGACGAUUGUGAUAUCAAAACUCCUUACUUGGAAUUCUUGUAUACCGUUAUGAUGCAGUACGACAAGAUUAACAGACGUGAAUCCGACUGGUUUGUCAGGUCAGAGAUGUACAGUGCUUUGAAGGAAAAACAUGGCUUAUUGAAAGAUGAGAAGGACAUCCUAGAAAGGAACUAUCUGUCGCUGCAAACCCAAAACGAAGACUUGAGACAGAAACUGAUGAGCAGAAUUACUGAUUUAGAAAGAGAAAAUGAUCAGUUGAGAAGAAGUAACUUCAACAAUCAGCAACAAGACGUAAUCGACGAUUUGAUGAGGCAGUUGAGAGAUGCUAAGUUGAACCAAACACAAAUGAGGGACAACUCAAGAGCGGAAGAUACGGCUCCUUUGAAUAUUGGGCCAACAUCCAGUAAUGAGGUUUUCCACGAUUCCACUGAUGCGGAUGUCUCGUUUGAGGAACGGGAAAGACAGAUAAAGAAGAAGGAGCAAGAGCUGCUAGAACGAGAGCUGGAGAUAAAGAAAGCGACCAGACAGCAGCAGAUGCCCGCAUACACUCAAAUGCCAUCGCGGCAACAAUCACAAUCUGUCCCAUACUUCCCGAAUUCGAAUCCUCUAACCGUGUCUCCGCCACAAAAUAACGCUUCUGUUUUCCCUCCGGCUGUUGCCGCGAAGCAAUACGUCCCUCCAAACGCCGGGUAUCAAAACAAGUCGAACCAUUCUUCGCCAAAUUUGCCUGUCUCCUCUUCGAACUUUGUUGACCCAAUUACAGCAGGCUUGAGUCCGCCAUUGGAUUCCUCUGAAUUCGGGGCUGCUUCACACAAACAAUCAUAUGCAUCUCACCAUAUCAAACCAACGAGCCGGAAAAAUAGACAGAGCCAUUUGCCACGAAUCGGGCAUGCUUCGAGUAUAGCUUUCAAUGCUAUGGGCAACCAGAAUGGUAACAUGGGCGCAGGUAAACGUGUAAGCUCAUUGCCAACAGCAUACGAGUCAAACAGACAGCAGAGGCAGACUACAAUGAUGGAUUUCCCUCAACCCACCACAUUUGCUAACCCAGAUGCCGGCGUAGGCUUCCAAGCUACCUCUCCUGACUCGAGCAGAAAUAACUCAGGCACGCCAAACCCUCCCAUCCAGUUCGGACACGCUCCAGCACCAGCCGGCGACAAUGGUCCCGUCACAAACACGCCUCAGCAACAGAGCGGCAGCGCGACACCUAUUGCGAUCAGUCAUGAAUUUGGUUCCGCCCCACCAGCUCCAUCUGAGCCAGCGGCACCAAUCUCUACCGACAUUGAAGCGCCUGAACCGACGGAGAAACCCAAGAAAAAGAAAUUCAGUUUAUUUGGCAAGAAGGACAAGAAGAAAUGA
This is a messenger RNA of Huiozyma naganishii CBS 8797, 2331 nucleotides long. It is a transcript of the gene PAM1, whose product is annotated as Pam1p. Gene Ontology annotation, molecular function: oxidoreductase activity. The record is from RefSeq and is a predicted model, not a curated record. Bases 1 to 2331 code for a protein of 776 amino acids. Gene Ontology annotation, cellular component: cytoplasm. The transcript has a single exon. Lineage: Eukaryota; Fungi; Ascomycota; Saccharomycetes; Saccharomycetales; Saccharomycetaceae.